UCCAUCUUUGUGUGUCGAGUGGCUUCAGUGAAUUGCGAUGGAACAGUAGCAAACAUAACCGCAUGGUUCUCGACUAAAUUUUCCUGCUUGCUGAGCAGUUCUGUCUCUUCCCUGUGUGACUUACAGUUUCUCUCGUUUCAGGUCCAAAGCGAAGACAGUGUUCUCCUCUUUGUGGUGGCCUGGACCGUCACGGAGAUCAUCCGUUACUCUUUCUACACCUUCAGCCUGCUCAACCAUCUGCCUUACCUCAUCAAAUGGGCAAGGUACACGUUUUUUAUCGUGCUGUACCCCAUGGGAGUGGCAGGGGAACUUUUGACCAUUUACGCCGCGUUGCCAUAUGUGCAGAAAACAGGGCUGUACUCCAUCACCUUGCCUAACAAGUACAACUUCUCCUUCGACUACCACACCUUCCUCAUCCUCGUCAUGGUCUCCUACAUCCCAUUAUUCCCUCAGCUCUACUUCCACAUGAUGCGCCAGAGGAAGAAAGUUCUGGGUCACGUGGAGGAGUACAGCAAAGUGGAAUAACUCGCUCCACAGUUGUCACACACAGCAGACUGAUCGCACCGAAAACGGAAACAAGCGGAUAACCUUUAAAAGCCACACUACAGCUGUUUUUUUUUUUUAAAGAAGACAAGGCAUUCUUGUCGAUUAAACAGGCCAGAUUUGCAGAAUGAUUGUUAACGAUACUGUUUUGAUCAAGAACUGUUGCAGUUGGUGAUUUUAGGGAUCCUGUAACUACACAAAUGACUUUUCCUCAGUUUAGAGGGAGAGAAAUGUUGUUUCCAUACUAAUACAUCAGGUUCUGUGUAAAACAUUUUUACAUUUUUAUUUUUGAUUCUAAAUGUAGAAUUACUGACCAAAUAUUGUAGCAGAUAUCACUCAGACAAAGGGCAAAAAUAUAGUUAGCUGCAUCUGGUGGCUUUAACCAGAAAAAA
Sinocyclocheilus grahami is the source of this 935-nucleotide messenger RNA. RefSeq names its product very-long-chain (3R)-3-hydroxyacyl-CoA dehydratase 2-like. The annotation marks the transcript as partial. Gene Ontology annotation, molecular function: 3-hydroxyacyl-CoA dehydratase activity. The transcript has 3 exons. Gene Ontology annotation, cellular component: endoplasmic reticulum membrane. Gene Ontology annotation, biological process: sphingolipid biosynthetic process; fatty acid elongation; very long-chain fatty acid biosynthetic process. NCBI's taxonomy places the organism in Eukaryota, Metazoa, Chordata, Actinopteri, Cypriniformes, Cyprinidae. The record is from RefSeq and is a predicted model, not a curated record.